AUGAAAUAUAAAGUCAUGUUGAUUACUUUCAUGAUUGUAUUAUGGUUUCAUUUGGUUACUAUUAUAAAUUGUUUUCAACGUAAAUAUGAUAAACAUACAGUUGCAAGUAUACCAGGUGAUAUAAUGCUUGGUGGAUUGUUUCCUGUACAUACAUCUGGUGUAACUACUUGUGAAUCAAUUAAUCCUGAAAGAGGAAUUCAACGAGUUGAAGCAAUGUUAUUUACAUUAGAUGAAAUUAAUAAUAAUACAAAUUUAUUACCAGGUUUAACUUUGGGUACUACAAUACGUGACACAUGUUCAGAUACAAAUCAUGCACUUGAACAAGCAUUGAAAUUUGUACAAGCAAGUACUGGAAGUAGUAGUCAAUUGAACAAAAUGAAUGAACAAUCAGAAAAUUUAAACACACGUGGAGUUGUCGGUAGUUCAUAUAGUUCAGUAACAAUACUUGUAGCAAAUUUAUUUCGUUUAUUCUCUUUACCACAAAUAUCUUAUGCAUCAACAACUGCAGUAUUAAGCGAUAAACGUGCAUUCCCAUUAUUUGCAAGAACUGUACCUUCGGAUGUUGUGCAAGCUCAGGCAAUGGCUACAUUAGUCUCGGCUCAUAACUGGACUUAUGUUUCUACAGUACGUAGUGCAGGUGAUUAUGGUGAUUCAGGUAUGGAUGCAUUUUGGAAAGAAGCUGAUAAACUUGGUGUAUGCAUAGCAGCCAGAGAAGUGAUUAGGGGAAAUACAGGUCCUGAAGAUUUAGAUAAUAUAGUUAAUGUGCUUAGCAAAGACUUUGCAAAAGCUAGAGUCGUUGUUUUAUUUACCGGCAUGGAUCACACAAAGUUAUUAUUAGAUGCAGUUAGAAGAGCUGGUUUAGUUAAUCAUUUCGUUUGGAUAGCUAGUGACGGAUGGGGUAGAGAAAAUGUACCUGUAUCAAAUAACUCAAGAGAAGCCAAUGGUGCGUUAACUAUAGAAAUUCAAGCCGAACCGAUUAAGGCAUUCACAGAUUAUUACCUUUCUUUAGGUAGAGAAAAUCAUAGGAAUCCUUGGUUCAGAGAGUAUUGGCAAGAUUUAAUACAAUGCAGAGAAAGUUCAACUAAGAGGCGAGAAAGAAAAUCGACUAAUUCUAAGCGUUAUUUCAUGAGUAAGCUAUCAAAAAAUGAGACAAAUUUAGAAAAUUCUCAUGAAAUAUCAAGUGAAACAUCAUCAUUACCGUCAUCAUGUAGUGACAGUCCAGAUUUAAGACUACGUGACAUUCUUGGACCAGAUUUCAAACAAGAAGCAAAAAUACAAUUUGUCUACGACGCAGUUUAUGCAUUUGCUUCUGGAUUACAUAUACUUCAGAAAAAACUAUGCCCUGGUAAUCCUCUCCAUCCAAAAUGGAAUAAAAGAGAUUGUCUAGAAAAAAUGCUCAGCUAUCCUGGAACUGCUUUCUACCAACUAAUAAUUAAUACAUCAUUUACUGAUAAUUAUGGCAACUAUGUUGCAUUCGAUGAAAACGGUGAUGGCUAUGGACAAUAUUCAAUAUAUAAUUAUGCGCGCGAUCCAUACACUGGUCAGUAUCACUAUCGUUUGGUCGGUGAUUUUCAAGGUGGCAAACUUACAAUGCGUGCACGACCUAUAUGGCCGGGUGGGGAAUCAAAAAAUUUUCCAGUUAGCCAAUGUUCAGAAGAAUGUGGAUUUGGUGAAGUUCGACGUUUAGACAAGAAACAACAAUGCUGUUGGUCAUGCGAAACAUGCGGUGUAGACCAACGUGUAGUUAAUUUAACUCACUGUGAAACUUGUCCUUUUCAACACUGGCCUUCAAAGGAUAAAAGAACAUGCGAACUUUUAGAGUUACACUAUAUUGAUAUUUCGACUUGGUUUGCGAUCGUCCCAAUAACUUUCAGUAGUCUUGGAAUACUAAUCACUGGUGGAGUUAUACUUACAUGGGUUUUCUACUCUGAUACACCCUUGAUUCGCGCUACAGGACGUGAACUGGCUUAUGUACAACUAGCUGGAUGUUUAGUUUGCUAUUCAUGUGCAUUUAUUCUGAUUGCAAGACCGUCAAUUUUCACAUGUUCACUGCAGCGAAUCCUAAUUGGUCUUGGUUUUGCAAUGAUGUAUGCUUCAUUAUUAACAAAAACCAAUCGUAUAGCAAGAAUAUUUGAUGCAGCAAAACGUACUACUAAACGUCCUGUAUAUAUUUCACCAAGAUCACAACUUGCUAUUUCGGGAUCAUUAAUUGCACUACAAUUAUCACUAUCAGCUAUAUGGUUUGGCUUUGAUUCACCCGAUACACGAAUUGAUGAAAUUAGACCUGGUUAUCUUGUUUUACGAUGUGCAAUGAAAGAUAAAAGUUUUUUAAUCUCCCUGGCUUACAAUAUGAUUUUAAUUAUUGUUUGUACAGCAUAUGCUGUAAAAACACGACAGAUUCCAGAAAAUUUUAAUGAAUCAAAAUUUAUUGGUUUCACUAUGUAUACAACAUGUAUUAUAUGGUUGGCAUUUUUACCAAUGUAUUACGCUACAAUUAGCAAUCACCAAAUUCAAAUAGCAACUCUAUGUAUAUCUAUCAAUUUGAGUGCAAGUGUUAUGCUGUGUUGUUUAUUCUUCCCUAAAUUAUAUAUUAUAUACUUACGUCCAGAAAAAAAUGUACGACGUUUAACAAUGAAUAAUAUGACAGCUAAACAAAAAUUUGCUAAUUUAGUCAAAGAAAAAUCAUCAAUAAAUAUGUGUGUAUCAAGUUAUGCAUCAGAUAAUACAAGUUUAACUGUAAGUAGUAGCACAAAAACUGGUCUACAAACAGAUUCAGACAAAGGAAUACUAACUAGUCCAGGUAAUCCAACACAAUCUACGGUGACGAGUUCCAAUUGUUUGAAACUAGAUAACCAAUUUUUCAAUGAACCAUCUCGUAGUAAUUCAUCAAUUACUCAAUCAGUUCAAGUCAUAUGUAAUCCUAUAGUCAGUGAUUACAUUGCCUCAGUGACUACAACAACAACAACACCGUCAAUAAUGAAAACAUCAAUAACAUUAGCGGAUGACAAACAAUCCUCAACUUAUGUUAAUACUUUAUUUAUCAAUUAUCUUAAUCAAAAACAAAAUGAUUAUUUACCUAAUAAAUCUUGUAAUAAUUUCCCUACACCUACACCAUUAUUAUUAGACAAUAUACCAAAUCGUUUAUCACUUAUUAAUUCAGUUUAUUGUGAUGAAGAUAAUGUGACUACUGAAGAUGAAGAUAACUAUACAAUAAGUGCAAAAACAUCAUUUUCUACAAUUAAUUCUAAUAAAAAUAAAAUGUCUACUAUAAAAAUGAAUAAUUUUAUUACUGAUCAUUAUAAUUCUACUACUAUUCAUUCUAAUGCAAUGAAAAUCAAUAAAACGGAACAAUAUUCUCAAGGUCAAAAUUCAGAAUUCAAUGAAUUAUCAAAUGAAUAUAAUCAUAAUCAAUUCAAUAAACUAUCAAUAUUAAAUAAUAAUAAUAUAUCUAAAUAUAUUCCAUCACAAUUUACUAAUCGUAAUCUAACAUCAUUUUCACCAACUAUAUCACUUGGUUCAAUUGAAUCACCUAAUUUAAGUGUACCAAGUUCUGAUUUAUAUAAUCAUAGUUAUUGUGAUGAUACAAUAAUACAAAAUAGUGAAAAUAAUGAUAGUUCACAUCGUGAUAAUGAAUCAUUAUUUGUACGUAUUAAUAAACAAAAGAAAACAAAUUCACGUAAUAUUGAUUAUACAAAACAAACAGUUACUGCAUUAUAA
Molecule: messenger RNA, 3717 nt
Organism: Schistosoma guineensis
Lineage: Eukaryota; Metazoa; Platyhelminthes; Trematoda; Strigeidida; Schistosomatidae
Source: the annotation of a GenBank genome assembly